Onychomys torridus (southern grasshopper mouse) is the source of this 943-nucleotide messenger RNA. Its product is annotated as S-methyl-5'-thioadenosine phosphorylase-like. Gene Ontology annotation, cellular component: cytosol. Gene Ontology annotation, molecular function: S-methyl-5-thioadenosine phosphorylase activity. The transcript has 2 exons. The coding region runs from base 1 to 921 and encodes 306 amino acids. Lineage: Eukaryota; Metazoa; Chordata; Mammalia; Rodentia; Cricetidae. The record is from RefSeq and is a predicted model, not a curated record. Gene Ontology annotation, biological process: nucleoside metabolic process.
AUGACGUAUGGCCACUGCUCACUCCCGUGCUGCGCCGGCCCAGCAGUCUCGUCCCAGUCCAGUGCUCCAGCUCGAGGAGGACGCCCCUGGUGCAGACAUGGCCUUGGAAUAAUUGGUGGAACAGGCUUGGAUGAUCCAGAAAUUUUAGAAGGAAGAACUGAGAAGUAUGUGGAUACUCCAUUUGGCAAGCCACCUGAUGCCUUAAUUUUGGGGAAGAUAAAAAACGUUGACUGUGUACUUCUUGCAAGACAUGAGAGACAGCAUACCAUCAUGCCUUCAAAAGUCAACUACCAGGCGAACAUCUGGGCUUUGAAGGAAGAGGGUUGUACACAUGUCAUAGUGACCACAGCUUGUGGGUCCUUGAGAGAGGAAAUCCAGCCUGGUGACAUGGUCAUCAUCGAUCAGUUCAUUGACAGGACAUCCCUAAGGCCUCAGACCUUCUAUGAUGGAAGUCACUGUGGCGCCAGAGGAGUGUGCCAUAUCCCAAUGGCUGAACCGUUUUGCCCCAAAACAAGAGAGGUCCUCAUAGAAACAGCUAAGAAGCUUGGAUUUCAAUGCCAUUCAAAGGGGACAAUAGUCACAAUUGAGAGACCUUGUUUCAGCUCUUGGGCAGAAAGCUUGGUAUUCCGCACUUGGGGUGCGGAUGUUAUCAAUAUGACUACAGUUCCAGAGGUGGUGCUUGCUAAGGAGGCUAGAAUUUGCUAUGCAAGCAUUGCCAUGGCAACCAAUUAUGAUUGUUGGAAGGGGCAUGAAGAAGCGGUGUCAGUGGAUGGGGUUUUAAAGACCAUGAAAGAAAAUGCCAACAAAGCCAAAAGUUUACUUCUUACUACCAUACCUCAUAUAGGGUCAAUGGAAUGGUCAGAAACGCUCCAUAACCUGAAGAACAUGACCCAGAGUUCUGUUUUACCACCAAGACACUAAAACAACAUGGUCGCCACAAGGA